This is a messenger RNA of Oreochromis aureus, 2299 nucleotides long. RefSeq lists its product as uncharacterized. Lineage: Eukaryota; Metazoa; Chordata; Actinopteri; Cichliformes; Cichlidae. The record is from RefSeq and is a predicted model, not a curated record. The transcript has 6 exons. Bases 287 to 2080 code for a protein of 597 amino acids.
CAUUUUAUUUCGAAUCUGGCGCGAACCGGCGAGACAGUUCCUGAAUCAGUCACGUGGUACGGACUGCCCGCGAGGCCUCGAACGUCACUGCAUACGUAAUCAAAGCGAGCCUCGAUACGUGCUUCACAAAAACUCCCCUGACACACGCUUCGACGCACAGGACACAUCACUAUCCUACAGGACUUUGGCGCGUGAUGUCACGCGGGUGGGCGUAGAAAGGCUUUUGGGCUGAUGCGCCAUAUUUCGGGGCUCAAACGAAAGAGGACCGAAAGCGCACACAUCAGCCAUGGUUCGUAACUGCUGUGUGAUCGGCUGUAGUGUUCGAUCGCACGACCGGCAAGGGAAUAAGCUUGGGAAUGGUUUAUCUUUUCAUUCUUUCCCCACCUGGAAGCAACAUGAGGGAGCUCAUAUAGCGGAACUUACCAAAAGAAGGCGUCUAGCCUGGAUAGCAGCCGUGGGACGAGUUGAUCUCCAGUUCUCUUCCAUCUCCAAAUAUCUGUUGGUGUGCUCCCGACAUUUUCACUCCGGGAAGCCUGCCUAUGAAAUGGAUCAAACAAAUCCAGACUGGGUACCAACGCUACACAUGAACUCCGAAAAAAGACGACGAACGCAAGGACAACAACAAAGAGCACUAGUCGGAGGCAGAAAGGCAGAGAAGGCAUCUGCAGAGGAGAUAAGAAGAAAAAUGAGACUGGAUGUGUUCAACAGAAGACAGACAGCAAAGCUAAAACGGAUAACACAAAUCAAGCUAUCUGCAGAAGACAUCCCUCCAAGGGACCCAGCAGCCAAGGAUGCAGGACCAACAACCCUUGAUGGUCCUGCAGCCAAGGAUGCAGGACCAACAACCCUUGAUGGUCCUGCAGCCAAGGAUGCAGGACCAACAACCCUUGAUGGUCGAAGACGGCUUAUUAAAGGUGCUGUCCCGACACUUUUUCAGUGGAAUAAUUAUAAAGUUGAACCACCGCGGAGUAGUGUUUGGGAGAGAACGGAGCGAUCCCCUGAACUAGUUCAUCCUGGGGAUCAAGGUCAGCACAGUGUUACAACAGAUCAUGACUACUGCUCAUUUCCUGAGCCGUCAGCAGAAGACCUGUCCAAAGACCUGGAGAGUCUGAAGAAGGAAAUACAGGAGUUACGUGUCCAGCGAGAGUUUGGGUUACAGCGGUUUGCUGGCUCCGACACUGACAUCCAAUUCUAUACCAGAUUUCCAAGCUAUAAUCAUUUGAUGGCAUUCUGGGUUUUGAUUGAGCCUUGCAUCUAUGAAAUGAUCCAGGCUUCAGGAGCCAAGUCAGCUGCCAACACGGACGAAGAAGUGUUGACACCUGCACGCACACAAACGAGGCAGCUGCUCCAGCCAAUCGACGAGUUCUUUCUUUUCCUGGUUUUCCUGUCUGUUGGUUUGAAGGAGAGGGACCUGGCUCAUCAAUUCAACAUACACCAGUCCACAGUGAGCCGCAUCAUUGCAACAUGGACAAGUUUUCUUGCCACUGCACUGGGGUCUCAGUGCAUCUGGCUUACACGUGCAGAAGUGCAAGCUUACCUCCCUAAGGAAUUCAAAGAUUUCUCAGACACCCAGGUGAUCCUUGACUGUACAGAGCUGAGGUGUCAGACACCAUCCUCACCACUUCUCCAGAGUGAAACGUACUCUUCAUACAAAUCCCACUGCACGAUGAAAGCCCUGGUUGGCAUAGCUCCACAUGGUCCAGUCACAUUCAUCUCUGAUCUGUACGCAGGUUCGGUUAGUGACAACAAACUAUUCAAACAGUCAGGCAUUGCUGAGAAGUUGACUGAAGACAUGGCAGUGAUGGUAGAUAAGGGCUUCCUGAUCACAGAUUGUUGUAAAUGCAAAGUGUACCGCCCACCUUUUCUAUCCAAGCAGAAGAAGAACCAGGUUAAGGAGACACAGGCCACAGUCAGACUCAGGAUACAUGUGGAGCGAGUCAUUAGGAGGAUCAAACAGAACAAACUUUUUGAUGGCAUCAUCACCAUGUCACCUGUUUACAAUAUCAGCCAACUGUUUGCAGUAGCAUGUAUGCUGUCAAAUUACCAGAACACAGCAUUAGUUAAAAAACAGGUUAAGUGAGACGAGAUGGACUUUUCCCAAGACACCAGUGCCAGUAACUUGUGCUAGGCAUGGAGCUUUAAAUACUUACUAUGUAAAUAAGUUCUGCAAACAUUCAAUGUUAUAAUGUUUUUGAUACCAUUGCUAAAAUAAGAGUUUUCUGGUUUCACACAACAGUAAAAUAUUUUUUUAAAAAUUCAUGAAAAGUUUUGCAAAUAAAAUAUCACUUUGUUCAAUCCA